Molecule: messenger RNA, 1061 nt
Organism: Neurospora hispaniola
Lineage: Eukaryota; Fungi; Ascomycota; Sordariomycetes; Sordariales; Sordariaceae
Exons: 1
Coding region: 326-607 (93 amino acids)
Source: RefSeq, a predicted model, not a curated record
CACCACAUGCGGCCUCAAUCUACACCCCUUAUCCUAAGCGCAAGCCGAAGUAGCACUUCCAGUCGCAGCACAAAGUCCAGUACCAAGCCAUACUGGUUGUGGAGGAAUAGAGGCUAAACCAGUCAGUCACUUGCGAGCCCGUCAUCACUCAUAUAUAUGUCUAUAUACCAUAUUUUCCCAAGACUUCAAGGCCAACUUAUCUUUCUGUUGGUCCUCUACCAAAAGUACCUUGUACCCGUUGACGAAUUCUCUGACCAUCGCCGAAGGAUCCGAAGCAUCUCUCCACACAUAGACCGAGGAGAUCUUAUCCGCUUACCUGGGUAACAUGAUCAAGGCUACCUUCUACGUCCUGAAAGAAGAAGCGCCAGCUGAAAAGGAAGCUGCAAAAAUUGAUGGAAAAAGGGAGCUCCUUCUGAAGACGGCGAGGAAAAAACAUUCCAACCCGUUGACCAGGAAGGAACACAGGCGGAGACUAAUGAAACAGCCUUCACCUAAAGUUGUUCGCCCGAACGUCGCACGGCUGGGUCGUCAAGUACUAGGUAUGCUGGCGAGCCCAAGGUGGACACGAUUCCCCUCAAGUAUGGCGAGACCUCAAAGACGGGUUUGAGGAAGGAUGCCAGCAGGCAUGUGGCCGAGGUGAUGUGGCCAUUCCCAUACAGACUGGACCUGAGUGGCUUACUCAAGGCUCAGAGUCCAGCCACUUUUGUAAAGAUCGAUCUCCCCGACCUACUCUUUCCUAUUCCCUGUUUGGUGGCAGCUGGCAUGCCGAUACGGACAACUUCGAGAACUGGAAGAAAUUGGUACGCGCCUACCAGGGGCGUGAGGGUAGCCUGCAUCUGCAUUCAUGUCUGGUAGUGGUGUAUGGUAGAAUAACGAGGAGGUGUCGGAGAAUAUUGUACAUACCUCUAGGUAGUAUUGUUUGUAUCGUUAGGUGUUUUCCACUCCAGCUUCCAGCAUCCUUUCCUGUUGCGGCGAAGUUAGAGUUUGACAACGUUGCUACCCAGAUACCUCUAGUGGCUGGAGUCAAACAGGCAGCUGCUAAGCUGCGUUAUAAUGCAAAC